Molecule: messenger RNA, 2282 nt
Organism: Trichobilharzia szidati
Lineage: Eukaryota; Metazoa; Platyhelminthes; Trematoda; Strigeidida; Schistosomatidae
Source: the annotation of a GenBank genome assembly
AUGUUAAUUAUUCGUGGAUUGGCGCUCAUAUUAUCUUUCCUUUUAUUUUCAGCCAUAGUUUUCUUCUGUCUACCAGUCAAAAAUGUUUUUCUAUGGCACCCAAUUCUUAUGUGUUCUGGAUUUCUCGUCGCUAUGCUCAAUGGUAUACAUAUAUUGAGUAGAGAUUCCUUCGCAUUUUUGACGAGCAAGUCCAAAAGGGUAUGCAUUUUUCUCUACUUAGAAUCUUUCAAUCGAUGAGCUAAACAGUUUUAUGGGUGAAUGACUGUUGAUGCAAAAAAGCUUAUUUGUACAUGUAGUUGCUGAUGCAAUUACUACUUUAAUUUGGUUACUUAGAAGAAAGCACCACACGUCAAAAGAUCUCCCUUUCCUCAUUCUCUGAAGUUAAAUUCUUAUGAAUUCAUAAGAAUGAUUCCGGAUAUGCAGGUUAACCUGCAGACUUGUUUAUGCAUCGGGUCUUGACUUUGUUGCAUAUUUCUGUCAGAAUGGACAACAUCUUAAAUCUUAUCUUUUUAUCAGGCAGUGUCGGCCAAACUGAUUUCUUUGUCCUCCCUUCUUUGUCGUAAAGCAAAAGGUCUUGAUCUUCGAUAAACUUCUGAAUAGUGUAUCCGUCUUCUCGACUGCCGAAGCUUUGUUUGCCUCCAAUGGGAGUGAUGCGGAAAAUAUUAUAUAUGUGUAUAUAUAUGUAAUUUUAAAACAUUCUGUGACAGCAGUUCUCAAAAACAUACAGUACACCAUUUAUUCGCUGGUUGGCCAAACAUACUAAACUUAGGUGUAUUCUCUAUGAAUCAGUGUGAGGGUCUUACUUCGAAAAUUUCCUCUACUGGAGAUCUAGUGUGUACUUGAAGACACUUCCAAGACGCGUUUAACAGCAGAAAGUAAACUAUUCAUUUUUGAAUAUCUAAGAGUUGGUAAUCCCAUCUUCAGGAAUAGCUAUAAAUAGUUGACAAGUGGAUAUUUGCACGUCAUUGUCCUAACGGAAACAAACGUUUUAUUUUCUUUGUUUGCUAAGUGAAUUACUUAGUGGAUUGGCACCAUGUCUUCGUCUACCAUUUAGAUUCUUUACCAACUCAACUCGACCUCAGUUAACAUCCUUAGUCAAGAUAGGUGGUUUUGGUGUUUAUAAGACAUGUUCUUGUCUUAAUUGGUAGAGAUUCACACUUCAUCUAUUGACUUCCAUUUUUCCCAAAGCUAUAACUAAUCUCAUUAUUGCUAACCUUUAAGAUCUACAUAAGAUGGUUACCCAUAGUCAAAGGUCUCUAAUUUUUUCACAUUUCCUAUCUUCACUGGAGAUAUUUUACAACCAUAGAGUAUGAUAGAACGAAUUGCUGCAUAGUGUAUGCCUUUUUUAUCGAGUGGCUAAAUGUUAUGGCUGCAUUAAACAUGAUGUGAGGUGUCAAAUGCUAAACGAGCUUUUCGUGUCCGUGAUAAAAGUUCGAUAACAAUCAGAGCGUUAGGGUUGAUGUGAUUUCUUAAAUGAUUGGAUUGGUUUAUAUAUACAACCAUUCUCCUUCUUAUAAUUAACUGAGAAUAUUUGUAGACUAGUCUUGCAGUAUCAUUAAUUUAGCAGGCAUGCAACGUAUGCCAGAUAUACUCAUAUCUUUGCAUGAUGUGAUUAUCGAUCUACAGAAGUGUGACAAGACUACCCGUGAUUCCUGUUAGUCUAGCAAUUAGUUCAACACUUCUAUAGUCAUACCUUCAUAUCCUACUACUUCACCUCUAUUAAGUUUAGAGACGUCUUUCACAACCUUCUGAAGAGUUGGGGGGCACAUUAUUUUCUGGGCAAGACGACUAUAAGUCUUAGUUUAAAAAUGACUUUAGAAAAACAUUCAGUGCCAAGUACUGAAAAAAUAACUAAGUCGGUGGUCGUCUAGUUGCCUCUUAACUGAGUUCUGUGCUUUAUUUUUUAAUCAAGCUGCUUUAUACUCAAAUAAUCAGAAGCAUAUAUAUAUAUAUGAAUUUGAUGUUUUAUGUAAAGUCCAAUUAUUUCACUACUUAUUACGGUGAUAUCCCCGUGAAUAUUUUCUGAUUUAAAUUCAUGCUAACAAAGUCAAAUCGCCAUCUGAGAGUUGAUUCGCUUCCGGCAUCGAAGAGCUAGUAAUCAUCAUCACACACUGUUGCACAGCUUAAGUCAUGUAUAACAGAUAAUUUGUAUUGUGUAUUGAAUAUCUCAAUAUAAUGUACCUUACAGUUUAAAUUAAUUCUUUUCGAAAAUGUGUUUUCAUAACGUUUGCUAAUAAUUACUAUUUUUGAAAAUUUUAGAUAAAAGCUCACUGGAUAUUUGA